This is a messenger RNA of Dermatophagoides pteronyssinus (European house dust mite), 910 nucleotides long. RefSeq lists its product as uncharacterized. The record is from RefSeq and is a predicted model, not a curated record. NCBI's taxonomy places the organism in Eukaryota, Metazoa, Arthropoda, Arachnida, Sarcoptiformes, Pyroglyphidae.
GUCUGAAUGUUGAUUCCUUAUCAUAUGAUAUUUAUGCUGUAACGCAUAUAGAAUUUUGAUGUUUUCUUCAUCAAUUAAAAUUAUCACUUUAAUUUUAUCAUAAUGUUUAAAAAUUCAAGACAAGCAUCAAAACCUGUAUCCGAACUGUCGACAACAAUCGAGUCGGCAACAAGACGUGAAUGGAAUGAAUUAUCAUGGGAGGAGAUGAGCUUUCCUGCAACAAAUCGUUUACCGGCCGAAGAGACAUCAGAAAAUAUGUCAACAUUCACUCAAAUUAAAACUGGUCAAAUUAAAAAUCGAUCGACAAGCCGUGAAUCUAUGCAGGCAAAAAUUGAAGAAACGAUUGAAUCGUUGCAAGAGGAACUUGGAAAUGAUGAUAGUGAACCCAACCCUGAAGUUCAAACAGAAUGGAGCGUCGAGCGCAUACGAAGUAAAAAACUUGUUAACGGAAUCGUCGCUUAUGAAGCUAAAUGGGAGGGUUGGGAUGAAGCGGAUAAUACUAUUGAAAAGCUCGAACAUCUGGAUAAUUCAUUAAUUUUAGUCAAAUCGUUUGAGAAUUCACAUUUUAUCACUCAAAAUUCACGACAUCCAGAUGUUCAAACGGUUCAUUCAUAUAAAGAUAAAAGCAUUUUACAUAAUGCGUUACUUUGGCGAAAAUUAGUUCAUUUAAUCGAACCAGAAGAAAUAUUGGCCAUUGAUUUUGCCACUCGACAGCUUUUAGUUUCAUUCAAAAACGUUGGAGAAGUAGCGCUGGUUGAUGUGAAUAAUUUUAUUAAAGAUAAAAAACGAGCUUCAAUGUUCAUAAAAUUCAUUCAUGAUCAUCCGAAAGAAUUCAAAGCGCCACACAUUCCAUCGCUACCAUCCAUUUUGUAAUGAUAGAUGAUGAAUGGGUUUAUUCAUUAAAAUGAUC